AGUGCGACUUCGGGAAGCCUCGGGAAAAAAUGGCUGAAACUGUUUCACCAGUAACUCGACAAGUUACCAAAGAAAACCAGAACACUUGGACUCCAUCCGUCGACAUUCGUCUUGAGGACGUGGAGGACUGUUUAAUAUACGACCGACAUGGAGUCUCUAUUCCGUUCAAGAAAUUAUAUCAAGACAGGAAAUCGGUGGUAAUUUUCGUCCGGGUAUGAGAAAAAUCUUUGUUUGGCUUAACCUUGCUGAUCAUGAGUCACAGGCUAACGUGCCUGAAGCUUCGUUUUAUCACAAGAUGCUCAAGUCUAGUGAAUUUAGCCCCUAAAGAGACCAUCAAAGUAGGCAACAGGUGAGCUCAGCAUGGCUGGACAGAUGCCUCAACACCUUCACAGGCUGUGGAGGAAUGAAGAGAUCAUGUCUAUAGGUGAACACGGAGAGCUAAAUGGGAAAAAAAGCGAAAAAUGAGUUAAAAUGAGAAUUGCAUUAUUUGCUGUAACACUACAGCCUGUUGACGUUUAUUUUUGCUUUCCUGUGUGUCUCUGCAGAGUUUCCUGUGCUACAGCUGUAAAGAAUAUGUAGAUGAUCUGAGCAAAAUUCCCAGAGAAACUCUGGAGGUAAGUCCGGAUUUGGAACCAUCAGCACACUGGACAUCAAAUGUUUGUCAUACUGUUAUUGGGGGCUACUUAGAGAUCCUGUUUUGAGAAAACAGGGUGAUAUUUUUGUCAGAAACAGUAUUUAGACAUGUGCAGGACAAAGUCAGCAAGUGAGAUGAGGAUCAACUUUGUCCUGUCCAGAGGGCACUUUAAUCGACACAAAUAGGAAGCGCUUACAGAAGUAAAGAUGUUAUAUUCCUUUUUAGUAUCUCAGUGACAACACUCUAAAAUCUUCUGAGCUUAAACUUUAGGACUCAAAAGUAUGUCAGGGAAAAGUCACUAUCUAAGGUACUUAAAAGAUGUGGGGCAAACCCCUGCGCAGGGCCGGCCCAAGCCUCAAUGGGGCCCAUUGAUUUUGAUUUUGGGCCCUGCAUUUCCGCCAAUAAUAUUGAUUGUUAAUCAUUCACACACCCUCUCAAAUCUCUUUGAUUAACAUUCCAUGACAUGCAAACAUACCUUUAUCUUGGCAUUUUUUCUCUCUUCCUCCCUUUUCCUCUUUCUUUUCUCUGCUCCUGAAGGAUAUGUCCUUUUUUGCGACAUUGUUUUACCCCACAACUACCUACGCUUUGGAUGCUCAGUGCACAUAGCACAGCAGGAGACACUAACAGUAGUGGAGCUUUGACAUAUCGGCAGUAAGAAUCAUAGGCCUACAUCAGCAGCAGCACUAUAAUGUUUUUACUUUAUUUUAUUUUUACAGUAACAUAUAUUUGAUCAUACAGAAAGCAUCACUCAUACAUGCAAAAAAUUAUAUAUAUAUAUAUAUAUAUAUAUAUAUAUAUAUAUAUAUGUGUAUGUGUGUGUGUGUAUAUAUAUAUAUAUAUAUAUAUAUAUAUAUAUAUAUAUAUAUAUAUAUAUGAUUGCUCUUGGGGGCCUCUGACUGGCCGCGGGGCCCUAAGCAGGCGCUUAGUUAGCUUAUGCCAUGGUCCGGCUCUGCCCUAGCGCAUGAUCAAAAACACAAUUUGCCAAUGUUUUGACUUCAAUAUUGAUCUCCAAUGUGCACCUGCUCUUUGAAGAGAUAUUGAGAGAUAAGUUAUUCCUUUAUUAGUCCCUCAAGGGGAAAUUCCCAUUUCAGUUCAUCCAGUCCAAGAAACAUAAAACAGACUUGUUUAAGUUGCCAUAAGGAACUUUUGGCUUGAGUUGGUUUUGGGGCCCCCUGUGGACAAAGAGAUAUCUCUUAUGUCUUGUCCUGCACAAAUGAAGCAAGUUGUCUUUUUGGACAAAAACCUCAUCCUGUUGUCUUUUAAGAGAGAGAUGCAUCAUUUACUGUUUGAAUUUGUCAUGGAAAAAGGAUUUUCUCUUUUGACUACUACCCCCGCACAGCAGUUUCAGGCCUCAGAAAAUCACAGUAGGACCAUUUUCUGUCAUGUUGCUGAUGUUCUUGGUUGCUUUUGAAUUUCACAAAGAGGCUUCAGUAUAAGUUUUAGCCUGUUUCUCAACCAGUUAAGCACUCCUCACAGUGCCUUCAAGUUUAAAUAAAAAAUGGAAGCAGCGUGUUGCAACACAACCCUAAAAGUUGAUUUUAACUGUAGAGAGUGAGUGUGAUCCAACAUUUUUCCUGAAUAAUACAAACUUGGAUGUUUUUUGUGACAGGAUGCCAACAUUAGACUGGUUGUGAUUGGCCAGUCUUCUCACCUUCAUAUAGAGGUAACAUAUUUCUUGAGUCUUAAACACACUUUUAAGUCAUCCUCUCCUCCUCCUCCUCUUAUUAUGCUGAUUUACGUUUUGUUAUCUUUCAGUCAUUCUGCUCACUGACCAGGUAUCCUUAUGAAAUGUAUGUGGACCCAGAGAGGAAUAUUUACCAAAAGCUUGGGAUGAGGAGAGAGGAGAUAUUUACAGAGUCAGGUGAGGUGAUAACAAAUUGACCAUAAAUAAACCCUGUGUUUUCGGAAACAGAUAGCACUGAAAAAAAAACAUGUGAUUGUGUGUGUUUGUUAGCCCACCCUAGUCCCCAUGUGAAGUCUGGGAUGUUUACGGGACAAGUAAAGAGUAUAUUGAGGGCUAUGGCCAGCCCUGUGUUUGACUUCCAGGGUGACCUACAUCAGCAGGGUGGAGCCAUCAUUGCAGGUCCAGGUAAGCUUCUCUCCUUCAUUCUCUCUUGGCCUCUGUCAUGUUCAUCUUUCUCUUUCCACCCCUCACUCUUUGUUCCCUCCCCAGGUUCUCAAGUUCAUUUCACCCAUUUUGACACAAACCGCCUGGACCACAUGCCCAUCAACUGGCUCCUGCAGCUCGCCGGGGUUCAACAGACUCUGGACUUCAGCGAUAAGCCAAAGAUCAUCCACGUGUAGAGGGCGGGUGGCCCUGAAACUCCGCCUCAACCCAAACCACAGUUAUCAAAACAUACAGUGAUGUAUGUGUUGCUUGUUAGUUACAGCAGUUCUUUAAACUGAACAUUUGCAACCAUAGGCGGCUCAGGCAACAUUGUUCAGUGACAGACACUUGUGCUUUAGUAGGUUUAGUGCAGUGGUUCUCAACUGGUCUCACUCUGGGACCCACAUUUUCCCAUGGUCCUUAAGUUUUUCUUUUAUAAAAUUCAAACCAAGCUAAUUUAUUUCUUAUUAAAAAAAACUUUAAAGACUCAAAUCUUUGACUUAAAUACACCUAUUUUAUUGAGUAAAGUGCACUUCAGAGCACAUGAACUGAGGAUGAAAACUGCUAAAGGUGCGUAUACAGAAAAUAUCAAAUUGCACAUAAUGGAGACCAGCAAAAUGAAAAAAAAUGACUUAUUUGCAUCUCUGCACUCAGAGCAUAUUUAGAAGAACCUGAGGAGGACCAUGCAAAAGCAUGGACAAAAGUAAAUAAAUAUCAAAUUGCACAAAAUGAAGACCAUUAAAAAAACAUGUAAUUUUACUGCAUUCAGGCCACAUUAAUAAGAAACCAAGGAGGACCACGACAUAAUGCGUCCCUAUCAAAAUAAGAUCGUUUUCAAUAUAAGACAUGUCAAACAUCAGAUGUGCAUUAAGUAUUUACUUUUUUGACCAGCUGUUCGCGACCCAUCCAGAACGGUCCAUGUAUUAUCCGUCCAUUCAAUUAUUCCAUUCAAUCUAGUAAAUGAAAAAACGAGUCAAUAUUUUGUUUAUUUGUUUUCUGUACAGCCAAAAAAUUAAAGAUUCGCAUUGCAUGACAAAGUUGCCAACAAUGUGGACCAAAAACUCCAGGCCAAAGUGGUAGAGAAAGGCUAACCUGCUGUCAUGGAUUUUGGCGCUCGAACCGCUCUGUCGCAUCUUUCGCCAUGGUAACUGUCGCUGGGGUUCAUGGGAAGGCCAAUGUAGCCUCCAUGCAUGUAUACUCAAAACAGGCGCACUCAAAAUUAAUAAUUGUAAAUAAGAUUUAUUAUUUUGUUGUCGUUUCCUUCUCUAUUAUAUAUUCUGUUUUGAGCUGAAAAUAUGAAAACAAUCAAAUUUUUUUUUAUUUUUUGGUUAUACAGAAAAACAAACAGAAAAACAAAAUAUUGACUCGUUUUUUCGUUUCUUUUACUAGAUUGAAUGGAAUAAUUGAAUGGACGGAUAAUAAAUGGACCGAGAAUGUGUCAGCGACCCACUUAAGGGCCGGGGCCCACCAGUUGAGAACCACUGGUCUAGUGGUUACUUCUCUGUAAUGAUCAAUAACUUUUUCAGCAUUGUCCUUGAAAUGAGGUUUUUUUUUGUCUUGUGAAAGCUUAAUUGGACCAAGUGAAGACAUUUUGUGGACACUAAGUCUGUCUUUUCCUUCUACAUCUUUCUUAUUCUGUCAGAGUCAUAUGAUAUAUUUUGUUAUUCAGAGAUGAUUGUGUGGUUAAUAUGUAUCAGUGAUUCAUAAUCACUGAUAUGCACUUUUCUGACAGUGUUUAUUACUCCGCAAAUAAAUUCAGUUGUGACUUCUUGGCUACA
Molecule: messenger RNA, 4519 nt
Organism: Xyrichtys novacula (pearly razorfish)
Lineage: Eukaryota; Metazoa; Chordata; Actinopteri; Labriformes; Labridae
Source: the annotation of a GenBank genome assembly